Symbiodinium sp. CCMP2592 is the source of this 1992-nucleotide messenger RNA. The record is from the annotation of a GenBank genome assembly. NCBI's taxonomy places the organism in Eukaryota, Dinophyceae, Suessiales, Symbiodiniaceae.
AUGGGCCCAUGUGCCACCUUCGUCGCAUUGCUGGCGCUCGGUAUAUACCUAAACUUCCUGGUGCAGUUUUCCAAGGUGCAAACUCUGCAUGCAAGCGAGGCUCCCGUGGCGAUGUGGCAGCGGCACCAGAAUGAGGAACUCCCCGAACGGGUGCGGGGCAUUCUUUGGAUGCGAGGCAACACCUGCCCGGAGCUGAUGUUGACCCUAGAAGCCGCUACUUUUGACAAGGCAAGUCGAGAACUUCUCCUUCCGUUUGGAACCGGGUAUAGCUGGACCUACAAUGAUGACUUUGCGGGUUGGCUGGAGUAUGGAGCAGUGACGCUGAACCUGGCCUUCUUGAGCCCCGGAAAGCUGAGGGUCGUCUUCGACGAGGACUUUAGGUUCGGAACGGUGCAGAUCUCCUUUCUUGGCAUGGGCUUGUCGGGCCAUCUAUGGGGUAUGAACAACACGGAUGAUGGCGUCGGAAACUUCUGGGACAGAGUAUUUUGGGAUGAUGGCAAGUGGCUUUUCAGGUAUGACAUCAAGAAGGUCCUUGAUGCGGACGGUAAGAAGCUGCCGGCACAAUCACAGAUGGUGAACUCCACGCUCGCCGGAACUGUGGUGCACGGGUCCUCUUGCGGUGUCACGACCCAGGUGAAAACCUACAGGCAGCUGCUUCAUGGAGAUUUCUCGCUGCUUCAGAUCUUCUUAUCCCUGAUCUUCUUUGCUCUUUGGUUCGGCCUGGCCUAUUUCUGCUUCAAGGACGGCACGAAGGCACCAUACGAGACUUUCGCUACGUGCAUCCUCCAGCACUACGCGUUGAGUGAAAUCUACGUCAACAAUUCUGCAGGAAGUGCCGUAGCAGAGAUCGUCGCCGAGCGCCUUCCCCAGAUCCUGCGUCAGCUGCCGGAGUAUGCACGAGGUGAGUACCAGGAGGCGCUCAAGCAGGCAUUCCUCGAGCAGGACGGUGCUGACCAUGUCGCAGCCCGAUCGCACCAAAUUUUGUCACGCAAAGUUGCUAAACCUCUGCUCUUCAACUUAGCGCUUUUCGGAUUCGGCUGGGGCGGCUCUUUCUUGGUGGCGGCUUCGGGCUGGGGCUGGGGAACUGGGCGGGAGGAGGCAGAUGGGCAAGGUAAGGCACCGGAAAGCAGCUGCGGGUUGGGGAGGGGCAGAGAGGGAGAGCUGGCCGGUGGGGGCAGGGAGCAGGGGCAGAGAAGGAGAGCUGGCUGGGGCUGGGGUGGAGGCUGGCGGGCGGCUGGGGCUGGGCAGGGAGAGCUGGCGGAGGCGGGCGGCUGGGGCUGGGGGUGGAGGCUGGUGGGGGCGGGCGGCUGGGGCUGGGCUGCGAGCUGGCUGGGAACCGGGUUCGUGUCUGCGGCCGACAUACCGGAUGACGAGGAUGAAGACGAGGAGGAGAGUGCUCAGCACCGCGUCAGCUUUGACCAGGAGGAGCUCGAAGUACAAGCGUCUCCUAGUGCUCCGCGUAAAGGAACCGGGUUCGUGUCUGCGGCCGACAUACCGGAUGACGAGGAUGAAGACGAGGAGGAAGAGGCUGCCAAUGCGUACGAAGAUGAUUACUCGGCACCAUCGAGUAGAGGCUCGGGAGUCGACUCCCCGCGAGCUGCCACCGAGUCGAUCGGCGAUGACGAGCCUCGCAAACUCCCGGAGCCGGCGCAGGCGACCGUGACCUCGGAUCACUACGACGAAGACUUCGACGACGACUUCGAGGAGCAGGCGGAGGAGGAGGAUGGCCCUCAGGAACGGCAGGCUGCCGGCGUUGCAGAAGACCCAGCGAACGACGAUGGGAGCGACGACGACCUGGCCACCGCUCCCACAACGGUCCGAAGUGGUGCUUCACCGACGACCGGAGCUUCCGAAUCCGCUUAUGACGAGUAUGAGGAGCCCUUUGAAAGCGGGGAGGAGACCGCGGAGGGGGACCCCACGGCAGGACAGCCCUCUCCAACGUCGAACAGCGAGUGGUCCGAGAAGGCAAGCCUCCCAUCAGCGCAGGCAUAG